Molecule: messenger RNA, 6562 nt
Organism: Hemiscyllium ocellatum (epaulette shark)
Lineage: Eukaryota; Metazoa; Chordata; Chondrichthyes; Orectolobiformes; Hemiscylliidae
Gene: plekhg4b
Exons: 22
Coding region: 258-5531 (1757 amino acids)
Molecular function (GO): guanyl-nucleotide exchange factor activity
Source: RefSeq, a predicted model, not a curated record
UCAGGAGUGCCGGGGCUGGUUCAUCCAACUCCCUGCCUUGCAGUUUCCUCCCAAAACAGUUCAACUCCAGACCAUGAGAAUUAUUUGCUGUUCUCUUUCCUGAGGGGGUGUUCAUGUUCUUAGAGAUGGAAAGCUUUACAGAAAAGGGAACAACUAGAAAAAUGACAGGGGAUGUACACCACUGGAAGGAUACUGGAAGAGAACAAUGCAUUGGAUUUUAUGCUGUUUUGUGGUAGUAGGUGCUGAACCAGUUUAACAUGACUCACAGAUCACAAGCGUCAAAGAGCAGAACUGAUCACCAUUUGAGCAUAAAGGACUCGGAGUCCCUUGACACCUACAUUCAGAACACUCUUUCGGCUCUCUACCCACCAUUCGAAGCUACUGCAGCCACUGUGCUGUGGCAGCUGUUCCACUUGGUGGAGAGGUCAUAUCGAGGGGACGGGCUCCGCUGUCUGAUUGACUUCCUCGUUCCCGCCAAGAGAAUCCUGCAGUGCAUUCAACAGGAGACAUGUGCCAAAUACGCAGGGCUCAUCUUCCGUCAUGAAGGCUGGCCUCUCUGUGUCCAUGAGAAGGUGGUGGUGCAGUUAGCAUCGUUGCACAGGGUUCCUCUCAAGUCUGGAGAUUUUUACAUCCAGGUUGUACCUCAGGGGAAUCAAUCUGUAAGAUUAGUGCUAAAAUGUCUUUCCGGAAAUGGACACUCCUUAGAAGAAAUUCCUGUCCCGGAGUGUGUCUACCCAAACAUCUUCACCAUGGAGUUCCUAGAAAGUGUGAACCAUGAGAGGAACUGCUCCCUGCAUAGUUGUCUUCUAACAAGUGGCACGGCUGUUUUGAGAGUACAUUGGAAGAACAUAAUUAACCCUGCAUUUGUUACCAAGCCAAAAACCAUACUCACCCAUUCCUACUACAGUUCAGUUCACCAUGACCAUUUGAUAGAUACUAGUGUCACCAGGGAAACAAUGCCUCAAAAAACAGAAAACAGCAAAUCACCAGACCAUUACCCAACUGGCGAUACAAUGCUUUCAUCUGAGACACCAACAAUUUCGGAAGAUAAAACUAACAGUGGGACUCCUUUAUCAGGGAGCAUGCAGUCUUUGAAAAGCAAUGUCAAACAGGGUUCUUCCAAAGAGUUUAAUGAAGGAGAUUGUGUAUUGUUUCCACAAAACCCUGAUGACACCGAAGUAUCUCCUUUACCCGAUUUAGUUCGACCUCUGUCUGCAGACACCCCAACAGCUAAUGAAGAAGUUCUGGUGGUUCCUGUGACUGAGAGCAGGAUCAGUACAAAAGUUCUAACCUUUGCCACAGACUUAAGCAGUCCAUGCCAACGGAAGAAGCAACACCGGGAUUCAGUGUAUAUCGAAACAAGGCGCCUUUUCAGGAAAUCAUACAUGGAAGCUCUGCAGAACCCCAUGCAACUGGGCUUCAGUUCUGAGGAGUCUAUUGUUGAGGAAGCCAUGGAUCAUAAGACUGAAGUGAUCACUAAUGGAAGGCCAAGAUUACGUACGAACAGAGCUGGUGAGAAUCAGAACUGUAAGCAUGACCAAUGUGGCCAUCAGUUGAAAACUAAAGGAGAGAAUGAGGAAACUAUAAGCAGCCAGCAAAGUCAAGACCGAAACGGGCCUGCGACAAUAGCAGAGCGUUGUUCUGUCACUGACAGUAAAACCUGCCGCAGGAGAUCCAAGUCCUUGGAUUUGACCUCCAAGAACUUACAGAGCAAAGCACUAAGGACGAGAUUCUCCUCCGGGGAUUCCUCAAAAAGUCCUAAGAAAGUAAUAAAUGGAAACUCAGGGGAGCUAGGGAAACUGGAGCCUGAUGGGUGUUUGGCCAAUACUGGGAGUGGGUCGGCCUCUCCAGCAGGUUCCUCCCAGAGUUGUGUGGUUGAGAUGCAGAGGAGGAGCAGCUGCCAAGCAGUUUUAAACAAUACGUGGGAAGCCGCAGAGAUUCCUCCUCCAGCACCUUGCCCUCCAGCCUCAGCGCAGGCCCAGGGCUCCACCCAAGCCUGCAACAGCCUUCCAACAAAGGCCGCGGAGGUCAAUGUGAACUUACUGCAAUCGGGAGUCGCCCAGUUACCAGGGAACAGAGACAAAGCUAAUCGAGCUGUGAUCCAGAUCUGUUUACACAAUGUAAUAUGGAUGAGCCAAAACUGGCCCAGCACAGAGCUGACCCAUAUACUGCUGUACUACUACACCAUUCCAAGGAAGGAAGUGCGUGAGCUUGGACUGACGAUAUUAGUGGAUGCUCGCAGAUGCUCUCCCACUCUUACCCUCUUCAGAGCGUUUACUGCACUGCAGGUUGCCAUUCCAAAUGCCAUUAACUCGGUGCUGAUUUUGGUAGAAAAGGAUUCGACAUUCAGACCUGAAAGGGACCCGCUUGUUCAGUAUGAAAUAUUGUCAUCGCUAAAGGCUCUUCACAAGCACAUUGAUGGCAGUCAAUUGACGCAGGAAUUUUCUGGAAUGUUUCCUUAUGAUCACAAUGACUGGAUUCGCUUCCAUAUGAAGUUGGAGCCAUUUAUGAUGAACUGUCGAGGGGCUCUAAUAUACCUGAAGAAUUCCAUCAACAGUCUAAAUGUCAACAGAGUGCCGAGCACAGAACAGGAAGUCACUUGGCUCAUCAACCAACAUACAAGGAUAAUGAAAUCUGUGCUGGAAGAUUCUCGGCUGGUGGGCUUGCGUCUGGAAGGUGGGACUAUUCUUGCUAGGAUUAGAAAAGAUGAAUUCUCAGACACUGAUGACUACAGGGAUGCCAUGGACACUAUCACAAUGCUGUAUAAUCAGGUGGAUGAAGAGGUCCAUAGGUUAGUCAUACUGUCCAACAAGUGCCUGCAGCAGCUGGAGAUCCUUCUGCAGCUCCGAAGAUUCGAGGAGGGAAGUAGCAAGAUCAGACACUGGGCUGACUGCGAGAGAGAGAAAUACCUUGUGCAGGUGGACUGUUUGCCACAUUCCCUGGAAUCACUCAGACAAAUGCAAGAAAAGUAUAACAUCUUCUACAGCCAGGCUGUGCAACAGUACAAAAGGGGCAUGCAGUUGGUCAAAGAUGCUGGCCAUCUGAACGGUCAAACGCACAAAGAGCUACGAUACCUGGGUGAAAAAGUCGAAGGUUUCAAGCAGUUUCUGAGUAACUUCAGCAACCGAGUGGAAAAGUGGAGAACAGAUUUGGACAACAUAAUUAAUUUGCAUGAAUUUUAUGAGAGUGCUGACCAGUGGGUUUUGCACUGCAACGAUUACUUAAGGCGGUUGAAAGUGGACGAGCAAAGCACCUUAGAAUAUAUGACAGCUGCAAUUCAGAGGUUGGAAGGAUACCACCAGGAGGCCAUCAAAUUCAAUGCAGAAAACUUCCAGGAGAUGAACGAGAUGGUUCUUGGCCUUGGCAGUGCUAGAGAAUUGAAACAGUGGAACAUCCAGUGGGUGAAGUGCCAACAGACAAGGCACCUCUUGGAAGAUGUCUUGGCCGCAGCAAUCAGAAUCCACGAGGGUCACAGCAACGACUUGGCCACUAAGAUAAACUCUGAAGAUGAUGGUCCCCGGACGAGCGGUGAGUUUGACACCGAAGGAUCUGAUGAGCUUGGAGACUCUUUCUCUCAAAAGGAGGCAGAGAGUAUGGAGAAUGGUGUGUGGCCCGAUGACCCAGUGCAUCAGCAGGAACACGAUCAGGUCUUUGUGGUGUCAGAAAGCCCCAUGGCGUUACUUUAUGAAGAGUCCUGUCAAAGUGUCGAGACGUCACCUAAAUUUAGCACCACCUCGCUAUCUUCGAAUUCGUCUGGUGGUAGGUUAUGCGGCGGCAGCAUCUUCUACAGAGAUCUCGACAACUGCACCAUGAGCUCCUCUGCUACCUCCUGCCACUCGGAGCCUGCCUGCUCACUGGCACCUCGGCACAAGAAGCAGCCGUUGAAAAAGAUCAUGAGGAAGGCCCAGAGCUUUGAGUUGUGGCAACGGGAGAGUAGCCACAGUGAGGCCGGCAGGCACGGCAACACCGGAGUUUACAUCAAAGGUUUGGAGGUGGUCAGCAGUGUGGUGGCUGAUAACAGGAUUUCCAGAUCAGAGCUAAAAAGCCCAGUGUUGACCAGGACUCGUAGCUUACCGAUAUCUGCCAGGAUGCACCAUCCACACACAGAAGAAGCUAAGCGAACUGGGAGUAAGCUGCAGCAUAUAAUGGAUGAAAUGAUCAGCACAGAGAGGGAGUAUGUCAAAUCCCUUGGAUAUAUCAUAGACCAUUACUUUCCAGAGAUGGAGAGACUGGACUUGCCCCAGGAUCUGCGUGGAAAGCGCACUAUCAUAUUUGGGAAUCUGGAGAAACUCUAUGAUUUUCACUGCCAGUACUUUCUGAAGGAACUCGAGAACUGCACCAACGGUCCACUUCAAGUCAGUCACUGCUUCCUCAAACAUGAAGAGCAGUUUGGAAUGUAUGCGCUGUACAGCAAGAACAAACCCCAGUCUGACGCUCUCCUUACUAGUCAUGGAAACACUUUCUUUAAAAAUAAGCAGAUGUCACUGGGUGAUAAGAUGGAUCUGGCCUCCUACUUACUGAAACCCAUCCAGCGGAUGAGCAAGUAUGCACUGCUGCUGAAGGAUAUGAUCAAACAGUGCUCCAAAACCCAAGAGCAGGAACUCUCUGAUCUCCAAGCGGCUGAGGAAAUGGUUAAAUUUCAGCUACGUCACGGAAACGACUUGCUAGCAAUGGAUGCUAUUCGUGGAUGUGAUGUGAAUCUCAAAGAGCAAGGGCAACUUAUGUGUCAAGAGGAAUUUAUUGUUUGGUGUGGGCGCAAGAAGUACCUGAGGCACAUUUUCCUGUUUGAGGACCUUAUUCUCUUCAGCAAAACAAAAAAGAUUGAAGGAGGAUAUGAUAUCUAUGUUUACAAGCAAUCAUUUAAGACUGCAGAAAUUGGAAUGACUGAGAACGUUGGGGAUAGUGGACUGCGCUUUGAGAUCUGGUUCAGGAGGAGGAAAUCUCAAGAUACAUAUAUCUUUCAAGCCAGCUCUUCUGAGGUCAAAUUAACCUGGACCAGUGUCAUAGGAAAAAUCCUGUGGCGACAAGCUCUGAGAAACCGAGAGCUGAGAAUGCAGGAGAUGGUGUCCAUGGGAAUAGGGAAUAAGCCAUUUAUGGACAUCAAGCCUAGUGAAGCUGCCAUUAGUGACCGGGCGAUUGACUACAUCAUGAAGGGUACGGAAUCCAGAACACGAGCCUCCAUCGCCGUGUCUUCGUUUGACCAUUCCACGUCCUUCAAGAGGCCUCAUUCGACUAUCUCCAACAGCAGCACCUCCUCUUCCAGCAGUCAGUCAUCAUCCUCCAUACUGGGAACUCUUAACCUUCACAUGUACUCAAGUCCAACGCAUUCCAAUCCUCAUUGGACACCUUUCAACCAAUGGUCAUAUGACAUUGGAACCUGCAUCGAAGAAGAUGAAGUGGAGCAAGAGAUUGGAAGUCAACCAUCAAUGACUCUGAACAAAAUGUGCCAUGGACCUUCUUACCGACCCAGUGAAGAAGUCAGAUUCCACUCCAAGGUAUUGGUGCCCUUGAACUGCUCUCUCUUGAUUUGAUGGGGGGUCAAUCAGCCACCAUAUACACGAACAGAAAUUGUCACUUGGAAAUCCAAAAUAGGAUGGAUAAAGAAGGGCCGAAGCACUCACCUGACAAGGAGACUGCAUUUGCGUGACAUUCCACCUGAUGUUGAAAGUGGACAUUAGUGACAAACUAAAUGAGAAGUAAUGAUAGUGUAUGUACAUACAUUUAAUAAUGGUUAGUGUUUAUUUUUACAGCUUACCUUUAAUUUUUUGUACUGCGUUCUGUAAAUAACAAGGUGCCUUCUCUGCAUGACAUAUUUUCUUGAGGAAUGCGUGGGGUUGUAGCUUUGAAACUGCACAACUGUAAAUGUAGAUUAAGUCUUCACUGCAGCUAGUGUACAAAUCAAAUUGUGUAGCAGCAUCUAUAUGUGUAAAUAUUUAUUUUUAUUGCUAGUUUUUUUUUCCUCCCAAAAUUAUGUCUAUUAUAUCUAUAUCCUCCAUGGGUAUCAAGAAUAAUGUGAUCAAGAGAGAUGAUUUAAAAUUUCACUCUUUUAUAUGUUGUGUUUGUCUCAGUAGGAGAUUGAUGUUGCAUUGUUGAAUUGAGCCAAUUAUAUUUUGUACACUUUUUUGACUGGAGAUGGCUGCAAUGAAGUUUCUUUCAAUAGCAGUUACCUCCAUUAUAAUCAAAUCUGACCAUCUUAAGAGAUCAGAUACCAACAUUUAUUCAAUGAGCCAGGACGCAAGCUACAAAUAUUUUGUGAAUGUUAUAAAUAUCUCAUUUGCUUCUUUUCCAUUCUCUAAUGACUUACUAUAAAUGUCUUUGCGUGUUUAUGUGCCAAGUCUUCAAUGCCAUUAAAAACCUUGAACCACUUGCUUUCAUUAUGUUCUGACAAAAGAUCUACCCAUUUACAUAUAUUUAAUCAUAUGCAACUGAUAGAAAUAAAAAAAAGUGAGCAAAUUCAAUCAAGUGAUCCUUUUAUGACCAGGCAAAUACUGUCUUCUGCAAUCUCAACAUCAAUUUUAUGCCUUCAUGUUUUUACCAAAUAAAAUUAAUUUCUGCCUUUCAA